AUGAGCUCCGACAGCGUCCGCGUGCGGUGCAUUUUGUUGCUGUGGCGCGGCGCAGUCAGCACGCGCAGGCGGCGCUGGGCAAAGCGAGAGGCCGGUGCGGCCCGGACGUCGGCGCUGCUGCUCGUGCUGCUGCUGCUGCGGUGGCUGCGGUUGCUGGGACUGGUCCGCGCGUCGGCGGCGCUGCUGGGCGACGGCACGAACGUGUGA
This is a messenger RNA of Hyaloperonospora brassicae, 207 nucleotides long. The record is from the annotation of a GenBank genome assembly. NCBI's taxonomy places the organism in Eukaryota, Oomycota, Peronosporomycetes, Peronosporales, Peronosporaceae.